AACAGCUGAUCGGCAGAUCCGUAGUAGGGUUGACGUUGAAGGGGGAAAGAGGGCAGACUCACACGCCCACAUGCGGCUGAGAGAGGCCUGUGUCGCUCGCGGUGGAAAGUAGACGUAAUAUCUGACAAGCUCUUCAUUUCUACCCAAAGAUUUCGAAUAAGGACCAAGCAAGAUGUCUCUGGUUGCUGAUGUAAUAGCAUCAGUUAGAAGCAAAGGUGGUGAGAAAGCAGGGAAGCCUGGAACAGGUCAGCUGGAGGAGUUAGUAAAACGUGCAGAAGAGGCACGUGAAGCAGUAUGCCAGACACUUGGAUCACGAUAUGACUCUUUGGCAAUGGUUGUUCAUGACACUGCACAUCUGCAUCAUCGUGUUGCAAAUGCCUUGGAGGAUCUUACAAGUCUGCACAACUCUAUUGAACAGGAGGUGGUGUCUGGUUUAGAAGGCAGUGUAGGUGAGGUUGGGGGUGUGGUAAGGAGAUGGAGGGAGGUGGUUGGUGGGUUGGAAGCUGCCUCAACUCUCUUGACCAUACACACACUGCUUGAUGAGGCUCACCAGGCUGAAUUGGAGUAUGAAUUCUUGAAAACUGCUGAAAAUUUAGCAAAGGUUGAGAAACUCCUAGAGGAUGCAUCAGAGAAGGAUGUAGAGGGUCAGCUUGACCUUCUAAGUACUCUACAAGAGGAUAUGCUGGUCAGAAGGACACAAUUGGUUUAUACCAUUGGUGAGGUCUGGAGUGAAACAGUGACCUGGGAAGAGGAGCGCCUGGGAGAUGGUUCCAGAUCAGUCACUUUGGUAGUGCAAGCAGUGAAAUUUGAGUCAAAAGAGGAUGGGUUACAUAAACUCCAGCAGAUGUUGGGUGCAUUGCACAUGUUGGGAGAACUCCAGCGUCGUGUCACAGCCCUUGGCAAGAAUCUCAUGAAUCACAUUUUCAAGCCUAUAAUAAAUGAUGCAGCUAAGGUGAAAGCCACUGAUCGAAGUGAUGGAUAUUCUAUCCAGGUCACAUUACCUGCAAACACUAAGGAAAAGGCACCAGCAUCCACAGUGUUUGUUCAUCUCACUCAGGUAUUACGGAUCCUUCAUAGUGCACUCUUGUGUGUAAACAUUGAGGCAGAUGAGGGUGAAAUUUCACUUAUGCAGCUUUUGGGUAAACAGCUGGGACAAGAGUUUACAGAAGUGCUUAUUAAAGACUGCUUGGCUGAGGCAGUACCUUGUAGUAGAGCCCAGCUGGAGGAUUAUGAGGAGGUCAAGUCUGACACUCAGAAAUUCCAGGAUUUCCUUAUUGAAAUUGGAUUUUAUGGACCUGAUAACAAGUCCAUCAUAGAGUAUGCAGCAAAUGUAGAUGUUGUCUUCAGUAACAAGGCUUGUGCACACUUGUUGGAGCGGGCUAGAGAGCUUAUGACUCGGCCUGUUCAUGUCACAGUCAGUGUUACCCCGCUGGAACCUGAGGGACCCCUCAUUAUUCAGGAUGAGACUGGUAAGAAAUUAGAGAAGAGCAGUAUGAGGCUGGAGAAACUUCUUGCAGCAAAGACAUUCAACCUUCCAAAAUGUCAGAUCAGUGCCUCUGUCUGUGAACUUGUUGAACUAAUAUAUGAGACAAUGGAAGAGGCUUGUACCAGUGCUCCACCCUAUGCGGGGAGGUUGUUCUACACUGUGCGCAACAUCCUGAUGCUCUACUGCCAAGUUGUCCCAACUGCCCAUGCACAUGCCCUUGCUACCUUGCCACAACAGGCAGCUAUCAUACACAACAACAGCAUGUACUUAGCACAUCAUGCUCUCCUGUUGGGACAUCAGUACAAGCACAGACUUCCACAAGCCCUGCGAGACAAUACCAUUACUACAGUUGAUCUUGCUCAGCAGCUCAGAAGAAUGGCAACUUCCACAUUCUUGAAGGCAAUGCAAUGGCAUCGUGCAUCAGUAAUUGAUACCUUAAGAGAGUCUGCAGGCUUAGAUAUGAUCGGAUGUGACACUAGUGCUGUGAACAAAGCAGAGCAGGGUAUGCGACAGUGUUUGCACCAGCUGCAGUUACUUCAUCGUGUUUGGCAACAUGUUCUUCCUCAUACAGUCUACACGAAAGCCAUGAGUACACUGGUAGGAUCUGUGGUUGAAGAAGUAGUUAUCAGAGUGGUGGGUUUGGAAGAUAUAUCUGCAGAUUCAGCUCUUGCCCUCAUCAACCUUCUCAACCUUCUUAAGGACAACAUACCUCCCCUCUUCCAGGUUGAAGGUGAAGCCAAGACUAACCCCGGAGAUGUUAUAAGGCACGUUCGACUCUGGGGGAAAUUCUGUGAACUCAUUAUCAUCUUGGGAGCCAGCUUACAUGAUAUCUUAGACAGAUGGUCUGAUGGAAAAGGCCCUCUGGCACACGAAUUCACUCCUGAUGAAGCAAAACAACUCAUCAGAGCACUCUUCCAGAACACUAGUCGAAGAGCGCAGGUCUUGGCAAGCAUCAAGUGAUUUGUGUUACUUGUGUUGCUGAUAGACCUUGAUCUUAGAUGUUUGUUAGCAGAUGUUGUUGGAGCAUGAAAAUAAUACAGACUUUAUAGGAUAUAUUUAUAUCUUUUUCUUUCCUUCUUUAAUAUUACCUUGCUUUUUUAUUAAAUUAUUUCUGGGACAAGUAUAGCUACUAUCCAUGUAUUUUUUAUAGGCAAUACUUUUGUAUGAUUAUAUUAAUUAGGUGUGUUAUUCUUUAUUCACUUAUAUAUAUAUGCAUGUAUGCUUUAAUAAAAUGUCCCAGUGGCUAAAUUUGUGCCUUUAACAUACCUGUGAUAAUAUGAUUGGCUGAGUAACAAAUAUGAGUGGAAUAACAAAAUGUACAACAACAAAUAAAAUUUUGCUUAUACAAAAAAUAUUUUCAUUAAGGAAUAAAUGAUAGGCAUUACCUUAUUUGUUUAUCUUGGGAUGGUUGUAAUUAAUGAGAAUUUGGAAUAUAUGCUCACAUGACUAGUAGAUUUUAAUGCACUCUUGAAGGUCAGGUGUCUUAAUAAAUUAUAUUGUAAGGAGUUAAUUCUAUAGUUUUUUUCAUAGUAUCAGCUACAAGCAUAUUACUUACAUGAUAGUUAUUAUGUUAGUAACCAGUAACCAGAAAAUUAUAGUAUAUUUCAUCAUUUUUCAUUGUAUUCAAAUUAUUUUCCCAUAUUUUUGUGAUAAAGUUUUAGAUGUUUGACCAAGGCAAAUCCAUAAGUUUGUUUUUUAAUCUACCUUUUCUGUCGUUUUUGUCUGGAUCAUGGUGAGCUUUGAAAAGGUAAACAAUAAACAGUGUAAAUUCUUCUCUUUAUUGUAAUAUAUAUCUGAAAACAGAAAAUAUGGUAUGAAAAACUGCUUCUAUCAACCUACUAUCAUUCUAUGCUAGAGUAUAGAAUGAUUUUUUAUCGAGGUUUUCUCCUCGGUGGCAAAAGGAACUGGCUUUGUUAAAAGUAGAUUUAUAUUUCAGAGCAGAAUCAUCACAAUGUAUCACAUAUUCAGAUCUUAUACUUAUACCUUACUUAUCUAACGGAAGGAAGAGCUAGAUUUAACCCACCACUCAGUAUAGAUUCAGACUUAUUGACUUUUGUAUAAGAAGUAUCAAAUAAUUAGAAUACUUUAGGGAAGUUUCCUACACAUGCAUAUAAUCUUAGAGUUUGAAAUUCUUUGUUUACACCAUCUAAGAACAUGGAAAAAUGUUCUUUAUGAAUCGCUGAGUAUAUUGUAACUUUGAAAUAAAAGGGUUGAGUGAGCUGA
This is a messenger RNA of Penaeus monodon (black tiger shrimp), 3709 nucleotides long. RefSeq names its product centromere/kinetochore protein zw10 homolog (gene Zw10). Bases 173 to 2446 code for a protein of 757 amino acids. Gene Ontology annotation, biological process: mitotic spindle assembly checkpoint signaling; endoplasmic reticulum to Golgi vesicle-mediated transport; mitotic cell cycle. Gene Ontology annotation, cellular component: chromosome, centromeric region; nucleus; RZZ complex. The record is from RefSeq and is a predicted model, not a curated record. NCBI's taxonomy places the organism in Eukaryota, Metazoa, Arthropoda, Malacostraca, Decapoda, Penaeidae. The transcript is spliced from 17 exons.